This is a messenger RNA of Penicillium cinerascens, 2322 nucleotides long. RefSeq names its product putative C6 transcription factor (Leu3). Gene Ontology annotation, cellular component: nucleus. The annotation marks the transcript as partial. The record is from RefSeq and is a predicted model, not a curated record. Gene Ontology annotation, molecular function: transcription cis-regulatory region binding; DNA-binding transcription factor activity, RNA polymerase II-specific; zinc ion binding. Lineage: Eukaryota; Fungi; Ascomycota; Eurotiomycetes; Eurotiales; Aspergillaceae. Gene Ontology annotation, biological process: DNA-templated transcription; regulation of DNA-templated transcription. The transcript has 6 exons.
AAACUCGAUUUCGCCUGCAUCAACGUCAUCAGCCUGGCGUCUCUCGGACGACCUAACGGAAUUGGAGGGUCUCAAACUCCAGCUCUAGCACCAAACGUGAAGGACGAUAAUGCUCCUGUCGCCAUCAGUCCCGUAAUGGCGGGGAUCAAUCAUGCGUCUGUCUCCACGUCCGUUUCUGACGGCGUGCAGAGUCGCAAACGCAAUGUGACCAUUGCGGGCAUGGACAGCUCUCCGGGGAGUAUAGAGGAUAUGGACGAUAACGAUUCGCGCGAUGAUAAGAGAAGACAGCCCGUGAAGCGCGCUUGCAAUGAGUGUCGGCAGCAGAAGCUUCGAUGUGAUGUUGUUCAGGACCCCUGGUCCGACUGUUCCCGUUGCCGGCGAUUACAACUUGAUUGCAAGAUCGAGUCCAAUUUCAAACGGGUUGGGAAGCGCAGCCGCAAUGCGGAAAUGGAACGAGAGAUUAUUGAAUUGAGAAAGCAGAUCGCCACGGCCAGCACCGGUCCAGCAGUACACCAGCAACAGCAACAUUUGCCGUCGGGGCAGUUGACACCCAAGCAAGAAUCGAGCCAGGUCAGCCCGGCGGGCAUUUAUCAAGCCCAGACCCCAUCUGCCAUGUCUGCAGAUCAAUAUAUGGGCUCGCAGGAAGCGGUUGCAUCUCUACUGGACCUUCGUUCAGGAUUCGACAGCUCCAACUUCAUGAGAAAUGGAGGUCACCAGAUCAAACGCAUCGAAGAUGUUAUGGUCGUUCCGGAGAAGGUCGCAGAGUUGUUUAACAUGUUUUUCACAUACUAUCACCCAUUUCUUCCAUUCCUCGAUCGGACACAAUCCCCAGACGAUUAUUACAACACCUCGUCCUUACUGUUCUGGACCAUCAUCAGCGUUGGUGCUAGACGCUACCAAAGUGACACUAGUCUGCUCAACUCGCUUGCGGGUCCAGUCACUCGCCUCGUCUGGAGCACGCUAGCCGAUAUUCCUCAAAGCUACCAUGUCGUUAAAGCGCUGUGUCUGUUGUGCUCUUGGCCAUUCCCUACUAGCAGCACCUCCACCGACCCAACAUUUAUGCUCUGCGGAAUGAUGAUGCAGGUUGCUAUGCAGCUUGGCCUUCACCGACCCUCUCACAGCCAGGACUUUAGCAAAUUCCGCGUAGAGCUCAUUGAAGAGGAACUGAGGGACAAGGUGCGAACCUGGGCCAUUUGUAAUAUCGUUGCCCAACGCGUUUCCACUGGUUAUGGUCAACCACCUUCUAGCCUUUAUGACUGGACUCUGUCCGGGGAUUCGUUAGAUGCCAACUUCAAGCUACCUGGGGACAUCAGACCCCGGCUAGAGAUUGAGAAAUUCUGCGACAAGAUCACCAAAGCCCUCUAUAGCAACCGGAGGGAUCCUGUAGGGCUGAGCAGUGAUCAAGAGAGGUCGACAAUGAUCUCAUUUCUUUCACGAGACUUUGACGAUCUCGAAGAGCAGUUCAAAUCUCAAAAUGAUUGCAUCACUGAUUUGUACCUCCGCGCUGCGAAUCUUCAUUUGCAUCUGUCGGCAUUCUUCGAUGAUCCUUUGGCCAAAGACUACCGCGGACGUCUUCUGUCCCUAUAUGUAGCGACUACAUCGUUCCUCGAGGUGACCAUGAACCUCGAAACCGAAGUUGGCCCCGUUCUAUCCUAUACGCCCUACUAUGUCUACCAGAUGAUGGUUGCAGCGGGUUGUACUCUUCUCAAAUUGAGCAAGAGUUUCUUCAGCAACCACAUUGACAUGGACUAUACCAAAACUUUGUUCAAUCGGACCAUCUGGGCCAUUCGUGGGGUAUCCGUCUCGAGCAAUGAUCUACCUGAACGUCUGGCCGAGGUCCUAGCACAGAUGUGGAGACUGGGAGUCACCUCCCAGCGGCCAGCUAUGAGCAAUUCUGACGUGGAUGACUCGCUGAGGCUGAAGGUUCGUUGCCGGAUGAGCAUGUCUCUUCUCUUCGACUCGGUCUGGCGAUGGCGAGAGGACGCGCGAACGAAGGGACGAAACAUUGAAGCCUACCUCAAGAACCCGACCAAUCCAGAUUCAGCAGCCGACUCAUCUGCUGCCUCAUCCGUAGGCCCUCCACGGGCAUCCUCCUCCACGCCCGGCAUUACUGGUGGUGAUCCAAGUCUAGCACCAGCGCCAAUGCUCCCACAAGCAAAUCUUGGAGUUGGAGCACCGACCAAUGGAGCUGGCGGGCUCCCGAGUGGAUUCAUGGAGCCCAACUACGAGGUCUUCGAUCCGCUUAACUGGCUCCUUGACGGUCUGGUAGACCUACCAUAUUCUUAUUCAACCAUGGGCGGAGUGGAGACACAGAUUGUAUAG